Messenger RNA from Racocetra persica, 236 nucleotides. The record is from the annotation of a GenBank genome assembly. NCBI's taxonomy places the organism in Eukaryota, Fungi, Glomeromycota, Glomeromycetes, Diversisporales, Gigasporaceae.
CAAGUAUUUUAGAUAUGCAAGAUUGGGGAAUCAAAUUUUAUGAACAACAACAAUGUACUUAUAUCAUGUUUUGUGAUUAUAAAGAUAUUAUUGAAGAAGAAAAUCCUAUUAUACAAGCUAUUGCACAGCAAUCGGCUUAUAAUAAGAAGUUUUAUAAACCAAAAUGUAAACGGAGUCAAUUAGUAGUAGAAUGGAAAAAACAAAAAACUACUAAGAUGAAUAGUAAUAUUACUUAA